Acipenser ruthenus (sterlet) is the source of this 3615-nucleotide messenger RNA. It is a transcript of the gene aco1, whose product is annotated as aconitase 1, soluble. NCBI's taxonomy places the organism in Eukaryota, Metazoa, Chordata, Actinopteri, Acipenseriformes, Acipenseridae. Gene Ontology annotation, cellular component: mitochondrion; cytosol. The transcript has 21 exons. The record is from RefSeq and is a predicted model, not a curated record. Gene Ontology annotation, molecular function: 4 iron, 4 sulfur cluster binding; 3 iron, 4 sulfur cluster binding; aconitate hydratase activity. Gene Ontology annotation, biological process: citrate metabolic process; tricarboxylic acid cycle. The coding region runs from base 110 to 2794 and encodes 894 amino acids.
GUGAUGAUUGCUUCAGAGUCAGUAUCUGUCUAGACGAUACAGAAAUUGUCAUUACUGCAGAUCAUUGUUCAGCUGUACAGAAGUGCUUGGUAACUGGUGAAAAAAAGGAAUGCCUCAAACCAUGAGCAACCCGUAUGCACACCUUGUAGAGCCCCUGGACCCCCAGAAGCCAGAAAAGAAGUUCUACAAUCUGUGCAAGUUGGGAGAUCCCAGAUAUGGCCGUCUCCCAUUCUCCAUCCGGGUGCUUCUGGAAGCUGCUGUCCGAAACUGCGACGAGUUUCUAGUGAAGAAGGAGGAUGUUGAGAGCAUCCUGAACUGGAAAGUGACGCAGCAGCAGAGCGUGGAAGUGCCUUUUAGACCUGCGAGGGUCAUCCUGCAGGAUUUCACAGGAGUGCCUGCUGUGGUGGACUUUGCCGCCAUGCGAGAUGCUGUUAAAAAGUUAGGAGGAGACCCAGGGAAGAUCAAUCCUGUGUGUCCGGCUGACUUAGUGAUUGACCACUCCAUCCAGGUGGAUUUUAACAGGAAGGCCGAAAGUUUACAGAAGAAUGAGGAGUUGGAGUUUGAAAGAAACAAAGAGAGAUUUGAGUUUUUAAAGUGGGGAUCUAAAGCUUUCCGCAAUAUGAGGAUUAUUCCUCCCGGAUCAGGAAUCGUUCACCAGGUGAAUCUGGAGUACCUGGCAAGGGUGGUGUUUGAACAAGAUGGCUUCUAUUACCCAGACAGCCUUGUGGGCACCGACUCCCACACAACCAUGAUCGAUGGACUUGGUGUUCUAGGCUGGGGUGUGGGUGGGAUUGAAGCUGAGGCAGUGAUGUUGGGGCAGCCAAUCAGCAUGGUUCUUCCUGAAGUAAUCGGGUACAGGCUGUUGGGAACUAUUGAUCCACUGGUUACAUCGACUGACAUUGUCUUAACCAUCACCAAGCACCUGCGACAGAUUGGCGUGGUUGGUAAAUUUGUGGAGUUCUUUGGGCCCGGAGUGCCUCGGCUCUCUAUCGCUGACAGAGCUACCAUUGCUAACAUGUGUCCAGAGUAUGGAGCGACUGCAGCCUUCUUCCCAGUUGACCACAUCAGCAUUAAGUAUCUGGAGCAAACAGGAAGAGACAAAGACAAGCUAAGUUACAUUACCAGGUAUCUCAAAGCGGUCGGGAUGUUCAGAGACUUCAGCAACUCUUCUCAGGACCCCGACUUUACCCAGGUGGUGGAGCUGGACCUCAGCACUGUAGUCCCCUGCUGCAGUGGCCCCAAACGCCCCCAGGAUAAAGUAGUUGUUUCUGAAAUGAAGAAAGAUUUUGAAAGCUGUUUAGGUGCAAAGCAAGGAUUUAAAGGUUUCCAAAUCGCACCUGAACACCAUGCAGCCAAAGUCAAUUUUAAAUACGACGGCCAGGAGUUUGUCCUCUCCCAUGGGUCUGUGGUGAUAGCAGCCAUCACCAGCUGCACCAACACCAGCAACCCAUCCGUCAUGCUGGGCGCAGGAUUGUUAGCUAAGAAGGCCAUUGACGCAGGGCUCAGUGUGAAGCCUUAUGUGAAAACCAGCCUGUCGCCUGGAAGUGGGGUUGUCACUUACUACCUGAAAGAGAGUGGAGUGAUGCCUUUCCUCUCACAGCUGGGAUUUGAAGUGGUCGGCUAUGGCUGCAUGACAUGCAUUGGAAACAGCGGGCCUAUUCCAGAACCAGUUGUGCAAGCCAUUACUAAGGGGGAUCUUGUCGCUGUGGGGAUACUAUCUGGAAACAGGAACUUUGAAGGGCGUGUCCAUCCCAACACCCGUGCCAACUACUUAGCUUCUCCUCCGCUGGUCAUUGCUUAUGCCAUUGCUGGGACCAUUCGGAUAGACUUUGAGAAAGAGCCUCUUGGUGUCAACCCCCAAGGAAAAGAAGUCUUUUUGAGGGACAUCUGGCCAACCAGGGAUGAGAUUCAAAUGGUCGAACGUCAGUUUGUCAUUCCAGCAAUGUUCAAGGAGGUUUACGGAAAAAUCGAGACAAUCAAUGAACGCUGGAAUGCUUUAAAGGCACCUUCUGAUGAGCUGUACACCUGGGACCCCAAAUCAACAUACAUAAAAUCACCACCUUUCUUUGAAAGUCUUACUGUAGGUCUCCAGACCCCUAAGUCGAUAACUGAUGCAUAUGUGCUGUUAAACUUGGGAGACUCUGUGACAACAGACCACAUCUCCCCUGCUGGGAAUAUUGCAAGAAACAGCCCUGCAGCACGCUAUCUAUCUGGCAGAGGUCUUGCCUCCCGAGAAUUCAACUCGUAUGGGUCUCGCCGUGGCAACGAUGCAGUCAUGGCGAGGGGCACCUUCGCAAAUAUCCGUCUCUUUAACAAGUUCCUGAACAAACAAGCGCCACAAACCCUUCAUUUACCUUCUGGAGAAACACUUGAUGUGUUUGAUGCUGCUGAGAGAUACCAGCAGGCUGGCCUUCCUCUUAUCAUCCUAGCAGGGAAGGAGUAUGGGUCAGGCAGCUCAAGAGACUGGGCAGCAAAAGGACCUUUCCUUCUGGGAAUUAGAGCUGUCCUGGCUGAGAGCUAUGAGCGUAUUCACCGCAGUAACCUGGUAGGAAUGGGAGUGAUCCCUCUGGAGUACCUCCCUGAAGACACUGCAGAGUCACUGGGCCUCACUGGCCAGGAGCGCUACACUAUCAUCAUUCCUGAUGAGCUCACACCCAGAAUGAUAGUGGAUAUUAAGCUGGACACAGGGAAGACCAUCAAGGCUCGGAUGAGGUUUGACACGGACGUGGAACUCGCCUACUUUCACAAUGGAGGCAUCCUCAACUACAUGAUUCGCAAAAUGCUAGAAAAAUAAUUGAAUUAUUCAGACAGAUCGGUGUUGCCCAGUUCACCCAGUGUCUCUCAAUUGAAAGCGCACAUUAACAAGAGCAAGGAGAGAAAAAAAGGAGAGAAAUAGAAUCAGUUUUUACAUUUUUUUUUUACAGUUUUUUUUUUUUUUAGUUUCUGGGAAUGUUGUGGGUAAUGGUGGAUCUGCACUACAAUUCUGGCCUGUACCUGUAUUUUUUUAUUGGAAUUGUUUAAUAUCUUGUGUUUUUCGAGUAUGUGUGAAAUUUAAAGAGCAUACUUACAAAAUCCCUUUUCUCCGUCACAACAUACAGAUAAUUUUUUACACCAAUAUACAGCAGUUUUGAUCAUGACUAAGGUAGCCGAAUCCCAAAUGGUAAGACUUAGAAACGUUUGUUCAGUUCUCCCAUGAUGCAUUUGCAAUUUACAAGUUAGAGCCCCAUGCCAAUGUGAAUUGUCCAUCCUGUUACUGUAGGACACUGUUUUCUUUAACCGUCCUGUGUUACAGAAGAUCUAGACAAUAUGUUUCUAACAUGAAGCUGGAUUAAAUCUAUUUUUGAAACAUGAUCCUUUUUCCUGUCAAUUUUGGUAUAGAAACAAUACUCAUGUGAAAAUAUUAGACCACUUUGUGCUUUAAUUAAGCAUCUUAAACAACUCCUAAAAAGUAUCCUGAAUUUUACCAUUCAUAGCUGUGUCUCUCUUUUCUCUUAUUAUUUUUAAUUAAUUGCACAUGUGACCAGUUAAUCAUCUAUUAAAUUAGGCAAUUGCUAAUUUGCCUAUUGACAAUUUGCACACAACUGUACUUACAAUAAAUCGUGAUAUUGAAAUGUA